AUGCUAUCAACGUUAGCUAAUCAAACACCACAGAGAAUGCUAUCUCAUAAUACACAAUUAACAAGACUGGCUUCAACUACCGCAAAAGUUGCAGCUAAAUCUCAAGUUGGUAAAGUUGCAAAUGAAUCCCUUGCUGGCCCAACGUCUUUUAAGACUACGAAAGUUAUCGAUACAAAUUAUGAAAAUAAACCUUCUGUUGUAAUUUUAGGUUCUGGUUGGGGUGCUAUCUCUUUCUUAAAACAUAUUGAUACUAAAAAAUAUAAUGUAUCUAUUGUAUCACCAAGACCUUAUUUCCUUUUCACUCCUUUAUUACCAUCUACUCCAGUUGGUACAGUCGAUGAAAAAUCUAUUAUUGAACCAGUGGUAAAUUUCGCAUUAAAGAAAAAGGGUAAUGUUACUUAUUAUGAAACUGCUGCACAAGAAAUUCAUCCUGAAAGAAAUACGGUUAGUGUCUCUGCUGUAUCUGAUAUUACUCAAAUAUUGACAAAAUCUCAUGUCGAAUCUAAAAAUGGUGAUACUGUACCACAUUUGAAACCAAAAGAUAAUAUUGAAAUUAAAUACGAUUAUUUAAUCUCUGCUGUUGGUGCCGAACCAAAUACUUUUAAUAUUCCAGGUGUUGAUAAAUAUGGUUUAUUUAUGAAAGAAAUUGAACAUUCUUUCCAAAUUAGACAAAAAUUCGCACAUAAUUUGGAAAAAGCUAACUUCCUACCACCUGGUGAUCCAGAAAGAAAAAGAUUAUUAUCUAUAGUCGUUGUUGGGGGUGGUCCAACUGGUGUAGAGACUGCAGGUGAAUUACAAGAUUAUGUCACUCAAGAAUUAAAGAAAUAUUCUCCUUCUUUGGCCAAUGAAGUUCAAAUCCAUUUGGUCGAAGCUUUACCUAUCGUAUUGAAUAUGUUUGAUAAGAAAUUAUCUUCAUAUGCUCAAAAUGUCUUACAAGAUACUUCUAUCAAAUUACAUUUGAAGACAGCUGUAGCAAAAGUUGAAUCCGAUCAUUUGAUUGCAAAGACCAAACAUGAUGAUGGUACUGUCUCAGAGGAAACUAUUCCUUUUGGUACUUUGAUUUGGGCUACUGGUAAUAAAUGUAGACCUGUCAUUACUAAUUUAUUCAAAAAGAUCCCUGCACAAAAUGCCUCUACAAGAGCUUUGAACGUUAAUCCUUUCCUUCAAGUUAAAGGUUCCAACAAUAUCUUUGCCAUUGGUGAUAACGCUUUCAUUGGAUUACCUCCAACUGCUCAAGUAGCCCAUCAAGAAGCUGAAUAUUUGGCAAAGACCUUCGAUAAGAUGGCUCAAGUUAAAGAUUUCCAUACUACUUUAAGUAACAGAAAGGAAAAAGUUGACUUAUUGUUCGAAGAAAACAAUUUCAAACCAUUCAAAUAUAUUCAUUUAGGUGCAUUAGCUUAUCUAGGUUCAGAAAAGGCCAUUGCUAACAUUACUUACGGUAAGAGAAACCUUUACACCGGUGGUGGUGCUUUCACUUUCUAUAUUUGGAGAGCUACUUAUUUAGCAAUGUUAUUAUCUGCUAGAACUAGAUUUAAGGUGAUGAUGGAUUGGGUCAAACUGACUUUCUUCAAGAGAGAUUUCUUCAAAGAAAUGUAA
Molecule: messenger RNA, 1596 nt
Organism: Maudiozyma barnettii
Lineage: Eukaryota; Fungi; Ascomycota; Saccharomycetes; Saccharomycetales; Saccharomycetaceae
Gene: NDI1
Product: NADH-ubiquinone reductase (H(+)-translocating) NDI1
Exons: 1
Coding region: 1-1596 (531 amino acids)
Molecular function (GO): NADH dehydrogenase activity
Source: RefSeq, a predicted model, not a curated record